AUAUUUUUCUUACAAGCACACAUGACAUGACAAAAUUGUGUGUUAAAAUCUUGUAUGGUGAGGAGUCUCUCUCUCACCACAUGUUGCUCCAGCGUUCAACUGAGAACCACGUCGUCAUCUUCCCUCCGCUAACAUCAAGAAACAAAGACCAAUACCUCUCUCUCUCUCUCUUGCACUCGCUGACACACACACACCUUCGUCGUCCAUGGCGUUGCGAUUGAGUGGUGGCGGUAUUGGAACUAACUUUCCUCACUUCUUCCAACCCUUUUCAUCUUUCAAGUCCAAACGCACAACCCCAACUGUUUUGGCGCGAGUUUCCAACAAUGCCUUAGAGACCUCUUCCAACGGUUAUCCUUCUCCAACGCUCACUCACAACUUCCCAGGCAAACCCGAGGCAGAUGUUAUCAUCAUAGGGAGUGGAAUUGGUGGGCUGUGUUGUGGUGCACUUCUGGCUAGAUAUAAUCAAGACGUUCUGGUAUUAGAAAGCCAUGAUCGACCGGGAGGUGCCGCUCAUUCCUUUGAGAUAAAAGACUACAAGUUUGACUCUGGUCCGUCUUUGUUCUCUGGUUUUCAAUCGAGGGGUCCUCAGGCAAACCCUCUAGCACAAGUCCUUGAUGCAUUGGACGAAUCGCUUCCUUGUGCAACCUAUGACUCAUGGAUGGUAUACAUACCAGAAGGUGAAUUUUUGUCUCGCAUUGGCCCCACAGACUUUUUCAAGGAUCUCCAGACAUACGCUGGUCCAGAUGCUGAGAAAGAAUGGAGAAAACUUCUAGACGCAAUACUUCCACUAUCUACAGCUGCAAUGGCCCUUCCUCCUCUAUCCAUCCGGGGUGACUGGGGUGUUCUCUCAACUGCUGGUGCUAGAUACGCCCCCUCUCUAUUAAAAUCUUUUGCUCAAAUGGGACCUCAAGGAGCUCUAGGUGCUACAAAGCUCCUCAGACCCUUCUCAGAGAUAAUCAACUCCUUGGGGCUGAAAGAUCCUUUUAUACGAAAUUGGGUGGAUCUUCUAGCCUUUUUGCUUGCAGGGGUGAAGACUGAUGGUAUACUAUCUGCAGAGAUGAUAUACAUGUUCUCAGAAUGGUAUAAACCAGGAUGCUGUUUAGAGUAUCCUCUUCAUGGAAGUGGUGCAGUUGUCGAUGCUCUUGUGCGAGGUCUAGAGAAGUUUAAUGGCCGACUUUCUCUUAGAAGCCAUGUGGAAAAUAUUGUUGUUGAAGAUGGUAGAGCUAUAGGAGUGAAGCUAAGAGGCGGACAAUUUGUCCGAGCUAAAAAGGCUGUGGUCAGCAAUGCAUCUAUGUGGGACACAUUGAAUCUGUUGCCUAAGGAAGUCGUUCCGAAACCUUAUCAAGAGAGGAUACAAAUGACCCCACAAUGUGAAUCAUUUAUGCAUCUACAUUUGGGGUUUGAUGCCGAGGGUGUACGUGAAGACCUGGGAAUCCAUCACAUAGUUGUUAAUGACUGGGAGAGAGGAGUUGACGCCGAUCAGAACGUUGUUCUAAUAUCUGUACCCAGUGUGCUAAGCCCUGAUCUUGCGCCACCCGGUAAACAUGUGUUGCAUGCCUAUACACCUGGAACCGAGCCGUUUGAGCUUUGGGAAGGUCUCGACCGCAGAAGUAAUGAGUACAAGGAACUGAAGGCUCAAAGGAGUGAGGUAAUGUGGAAAGCUGUGGAACGUGCUCUUGGUCCAGGUUUCGAUCGUGAGAAAUGUGAGGUUAAGUUGGUGGGAACUCCAUUAACGCACCAAAGGUUUUUGAGGCGGAACAGAGGAACUUACGGUCCUGCCAUAAAAGCCGGGAAGGGUUCGUUCCCUGGGCACUCAACCCCAAUCCCACAGCUCUUUUGCUGUGGGGACUCGACGUUUCCAGGUAUUGGUGUCCCCGCAGUUGCUGCCAGUGGUGCCAUAGUGGCUAACUCACUUGUUUCAGUGUCUCAACACUGUGAGCUACUUGAUGCUGUAGGAAUAUAGAGAUAUUGGUCCCUCUGUAUCUUAUUGUUAAGAGUUGCAUGAGGAUCAAAACAUACAUUGAUUGUGAGUACUUUGCAGGUGAAUAGCAUAACAACAUGAGCUGUAUUUCAUGGGAAAUGUAAAUCUUUACUUAUAUAGGAAACAAAAAAUUGAGUUGUUCAAAUGUCAUACUUUUCAAUUAAAUCACUUUUGGAUCAUUUGGGA
This is a messenger RNA of Sesamum indicum (sesame), 2167 nucleotides long. Its product is annotated as FAD/NAD(P)-binding oxidoreductase family protein. Gene Ontology annotation, molecular function: oxidoreductase activity. Gene Ontology annotation, biological process: carotenoid metabolic process. The record is from RefSeq and is a predicted model, not a curated record. NCBI's taxonomy places the organism in Eukaryota, Viridiplantae, Streptophyta, Magnoliopsida, Lamiales, Pedaliaceae.